AAACGCUUCGUGCCGUCACUGUACAAACCAACACACCUCUAGCAUUGUUUACGAUUUUUACGCCCAGCUGUAACGACUACAAGCACGCACCGAACGUAAACAACGUGUGAUAUCGGAGAACGCAAGAGAAAGAACCGCACAGGUAAAAUCAGCGAGAGAGCGAGGCGAGCGUGUGGCAUUUGUUGCAGCUGUUCCGAACUUGUCGCCGCACUUUCCGUACAGCGUUACUCCUGCUCAAUCUCUCGCGAAGCGGCAACGCGACAGCACCGUGUAUAAUAUUCCCUCGGAAGCAUUAGGCGCGGAGAAAGAGAGUGCUCAACACUCAGUGCGGUGUAGAUCCGACCAGAAGACCAUCAUUGGAAAAAUUUGCACCGAGGCUGACAGACGGUCAGUCGGAGGGAUAGUUAGAACUGUUUCGACCAAGCCGUACAGCUAAUAGAGAGGGUCGUUCUGAUGUGCAGCAGUAGCAGAAACGGCGGGCCGGAUGUGGAGUUUUGACGGCGCGAUACGACAAAGUGCAAGCUAUUUUCACAAAGCAAAGAAUAGUGCGUGGGUGGACAAAGAGGAAAAGAGGAGUGGAUGUUAGAGUGAAAAUUUUCUUCACUGUCGUCGGAAGUGAGUUCUCGGUAGAAUAGGUGUGUAGUGAAAAGCGUAGACUACGAAAGCAAGCAGGUUCAUAAUUAUCCAAAUAUCGAUCCUGGCACUUAAUCAAUAUUUUAGCGCCACAACACUGCGAGAACAUCCUUGAAGUUGUUGUGCUUUUACGCUUCAUAUCUACGCGUCGCGAAAACACUUUGAAUGUCAUCUUCGAUAACUGAUGUGGAACUAACUCGAGCAAGGAUUUACAUAAUUCCGGAACGAAGAAGCAACCAAGUAGAAGAAUACAUAAUUGAAGUGCCCGGCUGGAAGGAGUCCGACAGCGUAGCUUAUCUUAUCUGGCCUUCUAUUUACUGCAGCUCAACAGUUUCGUCGCGCCAUCGCUAAUAGUGAAAUGUGUCAUUCGGCUUAGCGUGUGAUUCUCCGCCAGAAGAUCAAUCGAUAAACUUCUAAUGUGAAUGCUUUGCAUCAAAUCAUCCACGAACGACGUCACCUUAGGCUAUAAAUAGCUCCAAAUUUGCACUCUACUACUUUACUAGUGACGGCGACUGCAGCAGUAGUAUCAAUUAUUCAUGUGAAAAUCCGCUGAAGAAGAGAUCAACGUACUCGCGCAAAAUUUGUGCUGACCUGUGAAGCAAAAACAGCAGCUGAAUCCCUUAACAUUUUUUCGUCGACUUAAGGCCUCAGGUCAUUGGCUGGAGUUGUGGUGGGCAAAUAGCUUGCGCACAGUUAUUUUUCGCGAGUUGGCGAAAUUUAAUCGAGCGUAAACCAACAACAAAUUUUAAGCUGGUAUGGCGGCGGUCAGCGGAACGCAGUUUCAGCAGCACAUGGAAGACGACGAGGACGAUUUUCAAGAUGCUUGCGACACAGAAGGGCCAACCCCGUCCUGUUCGAUGGAUUUGGAGGCGGCCCUCGCCGAGGCCAAACUGGGGGUGAAUUUGUUCUUCAACAAUAAAUUUACCGAAGCGGAAGCGCUGAUGAAGCCAUGGGCAACUUCGAGCAUGUACCAUUCGGUGGGAAACAGCGUGUUUGCCUAUCUGGAAGCCAUGCUGACGUUCGAGCAGCAGCACAUUGCGGCCGCAUCGGACGCCCUGAAGCAGUGUCUGACCGUGUGUGGCCGGUUUCGGAAGAAGAACACCCUCACCGAGACGAUCGGCAAGACGUUCAAGAAGGUCAACUACGACCAGUACACAGACGUGGAGGCACACGCUGAGCUGUGUACCGCAGAAGCGAUGCUGCUGAAGGCGAUGCUCACUUUCAUCGAGGAUGAAACCUUGACCAGCCUGAUCAAGGGCGGGAUGAAGAUUCGGAACUGCUUCGCGAUGUACAAGGAAUGCCACAACAUACUCACCCAACGCCAGUGGGAGUCGGAGAGCUCGCGGGUGCACUUCGAGAGUGGUGUCAAGAUGGGGCUGGGUACGUUCAAUCUGAUGAUCUCACUGCUUCCCGGACGGGUUAUUAAACUGCUAGAGUUUAUUGGAUUCUCCGGGAACAAGCAAUCGGGCAUGCAAGACUUGGUCGCCGGCAGCCAGAGUUUGGGCAUCCGGCAGGUGCUGUGCGUGAUGACCCUGUUGGGGUACAAUCUGAUCGUGUGCUACGUGCUGAGUCACAAGGAGGGCGAUCUGAACUUUUGCGACGAUCUGCUGGCGAAGCAGCUGAAGCAGUACCCGGACGGUGUGUGGUUCCUGUUCUUCAAGGGUCGGCUCGAGUUUAUGAAGGGUAAUCUGGACGAGGCGUUGAUGUGGUACAAAAAGUCAUGGAAAUCGCAGAACGUCUGGCCCCAAUUCCAUCACCUGUGCUUCUGGGAGUUGCUGUGGGUGAACUGCUUGCGGUUAGACUGGCGAGAGUCGCUGCUAUUUGCCACGUAUCUGGUCGAGCACAGCAAGUGGUCACGUACGAUCUACACAUAUCAGAAGGCUUCCAUCAUGUGCAUGAUGAAGCGGUCGGACCUGACCUCGACGGAGCUUCGCACGCUGGACGGGCUGAUGAAGGAGGUGCCAAAGUACAAGCAACGAAUCGCAGGAAAAUCGCUUCCGAUGGAGAAAUUUGCCUGCAAGAAGACGGAACGAUUCUUCGCCCAGCAGUCCUUCCUGUACGUGCCGGCGCUGGAGCUGAUGUACCUGUGGAAUCUGUUUAAAAUUCUCGGCAAACACUUUCCGCUGGCGGACGGCGUGUUCCGGAUAGUGGAGGAAAAUUUGAACGAGCUGGAAGCGCGACAGCAGAAAAAAGCCAGCAGCCCGCUGACGCCGUACGACGUGGACAACAAGGCGUUGCUGUUGCUGCUGAAGGGAGCCAUUCUGCGCCAGAUGAACAGUCCGCUGCAGGCACUAAAAUGCCUCGAAACGGUAGUCUCCAUGUUCAAAGAUCUCAAGGAGGACCUGUAUCUGGUUCCCUACGCGAUUGUGGAAAUCGCACUCAUUUACGUGGAUCAGGGCAAGAAAGAGCAAGCCAUAUUAGCCCUGGAAGACGCUAAGAGAAACUACAGCGGCUACUCGCUAGAAUCGCGGCUUCAUUUCCGCAUCCACACCGCGCUGAUUGACUUGAAAGGAAAGAGCUACGAAAACAUUCCCGCCGGUGGUGAUUAGGAAGGGGGCCAGAGUCGUCCCGUUUCUACAAGACCAAAACCAUAGUUACGAACAGCUUCUAGUCCACGCGCGUGUGUAGUUAACAGAUCGUCGAAAUCGUUGAGAUGCGGCGCGCACGAUUUAGGAUCGUUGCAUUUAAAAAUGACAAAAGAUUGUACCGAAAAUGCCGGUAUGAACACCUACAGACAGACAUCAACGAACUCACUCCUAGAAUGAUCAUCAUUGCCGAUGGUAAGUUUCGAGCCCUUUGACCUUCAUCUGCGUUGUUCCGUGCAAUGAGACGCACUUUCUAGGACACUCUUCUAGUUUUAGGUUAUUCGUUUAUUAUUUUUGGAGGGUUAAUUCCAAUAAAGAGCACCGUAAUAUUAACGUUGCCAACCGGAACGAUUUGA
Molecule: messenger RNA, 3574 nt
Organism: Culex pipiens pallens (northern house mosquito)
Lineage: Eukaryota; Metazoa; Arthropoda; Insecta; Diptera; Culicidae
Product: tetratricopeptide repeat protein 39B-like
Exons: 9
Coding region: 1389-3182 (597 amino acids)
Molecular function (GO): protein binding
Source: RefSeq, a predicted model, not a curated record